AUGGCAGGAAAAGAAGUUCGAGAGUACACAAACCUUACGGAUCCCAAAGAUAAAAAAUUGGGGAAGGGAAAGGACAGAGUAGAUGAUGAAGAAAUUACUUUUCAACGUAUGGUCGCUAAGAUGCAAGAGGUUGCAGGAGAACGUGGAGGUUACCUUCAUGGACGAGGCGCCUUGGACAGCGAUGAUUUACUUUAUCUCAAGGAGCAGAUGGAGGCUGAGGAAGAUGCGGAACGUCUUCUACGCCGUACUGAGAAACGUGCGUUUGCUGCUUUUAAGAUAUCCUUUUAUUCUCCUCAAGUACUAUUAAGUAAUGAUGAGGAAUCGUUAAUGCAAAACUCUGCAAUUGUUCCAUUGCCACUUCGUGUUGAGCCCAAGCCAAAGAGUGGAAUCAGGCAACAAGAUUUGCUGAAGAGGAUGGUGGAAGUGAAGCCGAAGCGGCAGAGAGUUUCUAGCCCUUCCGAUGGAAUGCAAUCCUCUGUAAUUCUGAGUAGACAGGAAUCUGGUAAACAUGAAUCUGUGAGUGAUCAGGAAAAGGAAAAAGAGAAAAGUGCUGUCGACAGAUUUAACAAAGUGGGAGAGGAAAAGAAGCUGGAUAACCCAGUAGUAAAAAGUUUGCUAGUGGAGUAUGAGAGUUCUGAUGAUGAUGAAUAA
This is a messenger RNA of Fraxinus pennsylvanica, 651 nucleotides long. The record is from the annotation of a GenBank genome assembly. NCBI's taxonomy places the organism in Eukaryota, Viridiplantae, Streptophyta, Magnoliopsida, Lamiales, Oleaceae.